AUGAAUCAACAGAGUGACGAUUCUAUUGUACUUUCUUCCCUACGACGAAGUGAACGGAAGUUCGUGGAAUUCUCGUGCAGAAAUGGGUCAGUUCUUUUUAUCAUUCCUUUGAUCGUCGUCACUUAUUUCUACAUUCAAGAAAGUAAAGUAAUCUUUUAUAGUGCUGAUCUGAAGAAAAUCUCGUUGACGAUUACGUUAGAAAAAAAAAUUUCCCAAGUAGCUGAAGACGAUUUCUCAGGUUUAAACAAUCAGAAGUCAAGAAAUGGGAAGUAUCGAUGUGGCAGUUGCGAGAAAGAAUUCGUUUCGGAAAAGGGGUUAAAAUGUCAUCGAAGAAUUCAUACUGGAGAAGGGCUCUUGUCUUGCAAAUACUGCAAUCGUCAGUUCACCCAAACGUGUCAUCUAGUUGACCACGUCAAGACUCACACCAGAGACAAACUCUUUGUUUGUGAUCAUUGCAAACAACGCUUUACACAAAAAUCAAAUCUGAUUGCACAUCUCCGAACUCACACAGGGGAGAAGCCAUUCUCGUGUAAUCAUUGCUCACAAAAAUUUCGUUUUAAAUCUUCUUUAAAGUAUCAUAUUAAUAAAUAUCAUAAUAGUAAUGAAUAAUGACUUUUACGGAAAUGAUUUUAGUACAUUUCUUCGAAAAAUAUGUAAUACUCGUAUUUUAUUGAACAUGAAACAAGAACUUUCUAAAGUUCUAUUUGUUUUGUAACUUUUAUUUUGUGCAUAAAACAAUUGAUUUUAUCUACCGAGAAAACGAUAGUUUUUAGAAUA
Molecule: messenger RNA, 777 nt
Organism: Centruroides sculpturatus (bark scorpion)
Lineage: Eukaryota; Metazoa; Arthropoda; Arachnida; Scorpiones; Buthidae
Product: oocyte zinc finger protein XlCOF19-like
Exons: 3
Coding region: 1-609 (202 amino acids)
Cellular component (GO): nucleus
Source: RefSeq, a predicted model, not a curated record